AUGAAGCCUUUAAGAAGGAGUGAACGUGUGCAAUCCCUUUGUGGCUGGCUUCCAAAUGAGGCUGUAGGGAUAAAUGUAGUUGUCAUAUGGCUUGGGCUGAAUGCUUUACUAUUUGUGAACAUCUUUCUGUUGUAUAGCAACAGUGAUGCUUAUAUCUACACACGCAUUAUUCUGGGACCAGGACUGGCCUGGGCAAGAGCAUCUGCAAUGUGUUUAAACCUGAACUGUAUGCUGAUUCUUCUUCCAGUCAGUCGUAAUCUCAUUUCAUUUCUCAGAGGCUCAUGUACUCACCAUCAAGGAGCAUUGAGGAGACAGCUGGAUAAGAGCAUCACAUUUCAUCGUAUGGUUUCAUAUCUUAUUGUUGUGCACACCAUCAUCCAUGUUGUAGCACAUUUGUUCAAUAUUAAAAGGUACCAUGAAGGCCAAUCACAUGAGGCUCAAGAGUUACUGAUGACGCUCUCUAGUCUUGGAAAAAACAUUAAUGAAAGCUACUUAAACCCAAUUAGGACUUAUGAUACGGAUACUACAAAGGAAGUUCUAAUUAGUGUACCUGGGCUUUCAGGAGUCAUCAUGACUGUUGUUCUUAUACUGAUGAUAACAUCCUCAACCAAAGUUAUAAGAAAAUCCUUUUAUGAGAUUUUUUGGUUCACCCAUCACCUAUUUGUGGUGUUUUUCAUUGGCCUCGUGGUUCAUGGGGUGGGGGGAAUUGUUCGAGGACAGACAUCACCAAGCCUAUCAAAACACAAUGCGUCUUACUGUAAAGAUCAUUUGUAUGAGUGGGGAAAUGUCUCCAUGUGUCCUUUACCAGAGUUUGCAGGGAAUAAACCUGUGACUUGGAGGUGGGUUAUUGUUCCACUGAUCAUCUACAUCUGUGAAAGAAUCCUUCGCUACUAUCGAUCAAUGAAAACGGUUGUAAUUACAAAGGUAGUGACCCACCCAUCAGAUGUCAUUGAAGUACAGAUGAAAAAAAAGGACUUUAGGAUGGAGCCUGGCCAGUAUGUUUACCUUCAGUGCCCACAGAUUUCCCAUUUUGAGUGGCAUCCAUUUACACUCACAUCUGCACCAGAGGAUGAUUACUUUAGUGUACAUGUGCGGGUAGUUGGUGACUGGACAAAUGCCCUUAAAGAGAUUUUUCUGGCCCAAGGGAAAUGUUUCAAAAUGACUCCAGAUUUUAUAAAAAUUGCUCUUGAUGGGCCUUAUGGAUCUGCUAGCACGGAUGUGUUUGAUUACAGGAUCAGCAUUUGCAUUGCAGCUGGGAUUGGUGUAACCCCUUUUGCUUCUGUCUUAAAAUCAAUUUGGUAUAAGUGUUGUGAUCCAAGCAAAAAAAUGAAACUUCAGAAAAUUUACUUCUUCUGGAUUUGCCGAGAUACAUCUGCUUUUGAGUGGUUUGCCGAUCUGCUUCAUUCAUUGGAAGUACAACUGACGGAAAAGGGAAAAAGGCACUUUUUGAGUUACCAUAUUUUCCUUACUGGCUGGAGUGACAUUGAGGCUGCUCAUAUCGCACUACACUGUGAUGAGAAGAGAGACGUUAUCACUGGGCUACAACAGAAGACAUUCUAUGGCAGGCCAAACUGGAAUGCUGAAUUCAGACGCAUUGCUGACAGCCAUCCGUGCAGCAACAUUGGAGUAUUUUCCUGUGGACCCAAAUCACUUUCUCGCACUCUGAGUAAACUAUGCAACUAUUUUUCUUCUGCUGAUCCCAGACGAGUUCACUUCCACUACAACAAGGAAAGAUUUUAG
Molecule: messenger RNA, 1740 nt
Organism: Erpetoichthys calabaricus (reedfish)
Lineage: Eukaryota; Metazoa; Chordata; Cladistia; Polypteriformes; Polypteridae
Product: NADPH oxidase 3-like
Exons: 13
Coding region: 1-1740 (579 amino acids)
Biological process (GO): defense response; superoxide anion generation
Cellular component (GO): plasma membrane; NADPH oxidase complex
Molecular function (GO): superoxide-generating NAD(P)H oxidase activity
Source: RefSeq, a predicted model, not a curated record